Messenger RNA from Salvia hispanica, 2075 nucleotides. RefSeq names its product lysophospholipid acyltransferase LPEAT2-like. NCBI's taxonomy places the organism in Eukaryota, Viridiplantae, Streptophyta, Magnoliopsida, Lamiales, Lamiaceae. The record is from RefSeq and is a predicted model, not a curated record. Gene Ontology annotation, biological process: phospholipid metabolic process. Gene Ontology annotation, molecular function: lysophosphatidylethanolamine acyltransferase activity; calcium ion binding.
AGAAAACAGAAAUUCUCUCCGAUCCCAAAUCCCAAUUUAACCGCUAAAUUGUCCUUUUUCUCUUUCUACCUCAGCACUCAGCAGCAAUGGCGGCAGCGGCAGAGGACCAUUCUCUCUCCACUCCCCUCCUCUCCUCCGACCAGCCCCACGUCAUCGUCACAGUCCAAGACGGACCAGAUCUGCCUCAACCCGAAACCGAUCUAUUUCAAUCGGGAGAUGACAAUCGCCGCAAUCCCUACGCGUUUAUCGGGGCCCACGACGAAUUCGAGGUGCCCGGAUCCUCCACCAUCGACCCCUUCCGCAACCACACCCCAAACGUCGAGGGCUUCUACGAGUGCCUCAAGAUACUCAUCUGCUUGCCUAUCGCGCUGCUCCGCCUUGUGCUCUUCGGCCUGUCUUUGACAGUCGGCUACUUGAUUACUCGCCUGGCGCUGUGUGGCUGGAAGGACCGGCAGAAUCCUAUGCCUAAGUGGCGCUGUCGGCUCAUGUGGGUCACCCGCUUUUGUGGUCGGGCUAUCCUUUUCUCCUUUGGCUACCAUUGGAUAAGAAGAAAAGGAAAACCUGCUCCAAGGGAAAUUGCUCCUAUAGUUGUGUCUAAUCAUGUAUCAUAUAUUGAUCCGAUUUUCUUUUUCUAUGAAUUAUUUCCCACCAUAGUGUCUGCGGAUACACAUGAUUCAAUGCCUUUUGUUGGGACCAUAAUCAGAGCAAUGCAGGUUAUUUAUGUUGAUAGAUUCUCGAAGUCAUCGAGGAAGCAUGCUGUAAAUGAAAUCAAGAGAAAAGCUUCAUGCAAUCGGUUUCCUCGUGUGCUUUUAUUUCCUGAGGGAACAACAACCAAUGGCAGAGUUCUUUUAUCAUUCCAAAUUGGUGCAUUCAUUCCUGGCUAUCCUGUUCAGCCAGUUGCUGUUCGUUACCCCUAUGUUCACUUUGACCAGUCAUGGGGAAAUAUCACACUUGCCAUGUUAAUGUUCAGAAUGUUUACGCAGUUCCACAAUUUCAUGGAGGUAGAAUAUCUUCCGCUUGUUUAUCCUAAUGAGAAUCGGAAGGAAAAUGCAGUUCAUUUUUCUCAGAGGACUGGGCGUGCCAUUGCAAGUGCCCUCAAUGUAGCACAGACGGCUCACUCAUAUGGAGACUUUAUGCUUCUUUCUAAGGCUGCUGAGUCAAAGCAGGAAAACCCGUCGCUGUACAUGGUAGAACUGGGCUGGGUACAAUCGUCGUUGCAUCUGAGUGUUGUGGAAGCAGUUGAGUUUUUGGAGAUAUUUCUGUCGAUGAAUCCAGAUCCCAGUGGGCUUGUUGAAUUCCGUGAUUUUCUAAGAGCUCUGAGACUGAAACCUUGUGGUCUUUCUGAGAAGAUGUUUGAUUUUAUUGAUGUGCAGAAGAUGGGUAAAAUAACAUUUAAGCAGUUCUUGCUAGGUUCAGCCCACAUUUUGAAGCAGCCUCUGUUUCGGAGGGCAUGUGAUGUGGCAUUUGGUGAAUGUGCAACAAGUGGGAAUGAUCAUAUUUUGAAGCAAGAGUUACAAGAUGCAGUUUCACUAUCAAUUCCAAGCUUAAAUACUGAGGAGAUUCAUGGGCUUUUUAGGUUGUUCGACGUGGAUAAUGACGAUAGGGUCAGCAGGGACGAUUUUAUCUCCUGUUUGAGACGGCAUCCUUUGCUCAUAGCACUUUUUGCACCCAAAUUGCUGCACAGAGGUUCGUCCAUAGCUGAUCAAAAUUUAGUAGAGGAAGUCUUGUAACGACUCAUCCAUCCGGAGAGUAAUGCUAUUGUUUUAUUAGUGGUUAUGCUAUCUACAGAGGAGACUGUAAUGCAGCCCUCAUAGUCAAAUUUCCUAAAAUUUUGUAACCUUUAUUUGUGAGAAGAGCUUUUUUUUUUAAAAUUUUAUUAUGGCAUAACAGUGUCUGUAAAUUUGGCAUGUCUUAAGGAAUUACUGUAAAGUAGCAGAGCAGAUGAGAUUUGAUGGGGGAGAAUUAAUGUUGAAAUUGGUGGACAAAAAUGGUGUAAUGGUGGUGGAGCCCUUGGAUCAUUGUUUGCUACCAAAUGCCAUAAAUUUUGUUGUCUCUCCAAAUGGGCCAACUUAUUA